UAAUUUUUAUGUAGAGUUUCUCCUCCCUAAAGCCCUAGGUAGUGGAGAGAAGCUAUGUCUGGUGGCAUAGCCAGGGGGCGCUUGGCGGAAGAACGGAAGGCGUGGCGCAAGAAUCAUCCACACGGUUUUGUGGCCAGGCCCGAGACCCAGCCCGAUGGAUCGGUCAACCUAAUGACAUGGCAUUGCACUCUACCGGGCAAGGCCGGAACGGACUGGGAGGGCGGCUAUUUCCCGCUGGCGAUCCACUUCAGUGAAGAUUACCCCAGCAAGCCUCCCAAGUGCAAGUUCCCUCCAAACUUCUUCCACCCCAAUGUCUACCCCUCGGGAACAGUGUGCCUCUCCAUCCUCAACGAGGACUCUGGCUGGCGACCCGCCAUCACGGUGAAGCAAAUCCUCAUCGGAAUCCAGGAGCUGCUGGAUGCCCCCAAUGCCGCGGAUCCCGCGCAGUCUGAUGCCUAUCAGAUGUUCAUCCAGGAUAGAGACGAGUACAAGCGAAGGGUACGACAGCAGGCCAAGCUGUAUCCCCCGCCCGUCUGAUUGCUUUCACCCCUCAUGGCCUGGUAAAAGAGGAAACGUAGUGGAAGGAAUAUUCUUCGAGAGAAAUGUGGUAUGGGUUGGUUAUUAUACGCAAUGAUAUGCCGUGGAUAUUCCGCAA
Messenger RNA from Selaginella moellendorffii, 655 nucleotides. RefSeq names its product SUMO-conjugating enzyme SCE1. Gene Ontology annotation, cellular component: nucleus. The coding region runs from base 55 to 537 and encodes 160 amino acids. Gene Ontology annotation, biological process: protein sumoylation. Lineage: Eukaryota; Viridiplantae; Streptophyta; Lycopodiopsida; Selaginellales; Selaginellaceae. The transcript is spliced from 5 exons. The record is from RefSeq and is a predicted model, not a curated record. Gene Ontology annotation, molecular function: SUMO conjugating enzyme activity.